Plasmopara halstedii is the source of this 672-nucleotide messenger RNA. RefSeq lists its product as uncharacterized. The coding region runs from base 1 to 672 and encodes 223 amino acids. The record is from RefSeq and is a predicted model, not a curated record. NCBI's taxonomy places the organism in Eukaryota, Oomycota, Peronosporomycetes, Peronosporales, Peronosporaceae. The transcript has a single exon.
AUGCACUCGCAUUCGGAACUGAUCAAGCAGAAGGAGCCAGAAAAGCAAACAAAGCAGACAAGUUUGAUAACUAAGACGGCAAAAGAGGGGGAAGAUUCACGUGAUGUGACGACGGACCCAGCAUGUGCCCAAGAUCUAGCUGCAUUUUGCCAAAAAGAAGUCAACAUUGCGGCGCUGCUGCGUGAGGUACCAGAUGAAGUGGAGCCUCGCAAAAUUGUUAAAGCCGUGCAUAUGAUUCGUAUGUGCAUGACCGCGCACGCUGACGUGCUAUCUGUAGAAUGUGUGAAUACGCUGUCAACUUUAAGCACAGUGCCCACGAGAAUUGCAUCUGUGCCUGUAACGAGAGUCGAAGGGCUGGAUAAUGAAGGUGGGGAUAAUGACGAAGGCAUGAAUGAUGACUCUUCCAUGGAGAUAAACAUUUACUACUCGAGGCACCACAACGGUGCGGGGCACACGUUGCGAUCGGGUGCUGCACUGGCAGCUAAUCAUGUACAGACGAGCAGAACAUCGAAUGACUUCACUGGGGUGCUUUUAAACCCAAUUUCAUGGGUUUUCAUGAUUCCAUUUUUCAUAAUUGGCGUAUAUGUCAGCGUUGCUUGGACGGCAACGUUUCUCCGCCGUCGACGCGAGAAUCGCCGUAUUGAAAGCAAGCUGUAUAUGCCCGUGAAUUAG